This is a messenger RNA of Protobothrops mucrosquamatus (brown spotted pit viper), 2942 nucleotides long. RefSeq names its product glucosidase alpha, acid (gene GAA). Bases 147 to 2888 code for a protein of 913 amino acids. The record is from RefSeq and is a predicted model, not a curated record. The transcript has 20 exons. Gene Ontology annotation, molecular function: carbohydrate binding; alpha-1,4-glucosidase activity. NCBI's taxonomy places the organism in Eukaryota, Metazoa, Chordata, Lepidosauria, Squamata, Viperidae. Gene Ontology annotation, cellular component: lysosomal membrane. Gene Ontology annotation, biological process: lysosome organization; glycogen catabolic process.
UUCGUUUCUUUCGGGUUGGGCUGAUUGCAGAAGCUUCUGUGUCUUCGCCUGGAGACUGACUGUCCUAUACUUGCUGAGGAGCAAACUCCUGCCUUUCUCCAUGGUGAUUCAAUGCCUGACAGAGGUUGUGGUGGAAGAAGCACACAAUGCUGGUGAUUUCAACUCUAGCAUUUGUGAUCACUCUGCUUGGACUAUCUAGGACCUCAGAGGCAGCCAUAGCUGCUUCUAAAAGAGAGAAUGAUCACUGGGGUAAGAAUCAUGGCAGGAUUUCAGAGGUACCACAACAGAAACUAAAACAACAGUUGGAACCCCUGUCGAUGUCUAAGCAAUGCAACAUCCCUCCAGACAGCCGCUUUGACUGUGCCCCAGAGAAGCUUCUCUCUCAAGAUGAAUGUCAAGCUCGGGGAUGUUGUUACGUCCCUGUCUCUUCCAAAGGCUCUGCUGGUUGGCAGCCCUGGUGCUUCUUUCCUACCAAUUACUCUAGUUACAAGAUGACAAACCUAACUGCCACCAAGACUGGCUACACUGCCCACUUGAUCCGCAGUGCACCUUCUUUCAUGCCAGAUGACAUCCUGAAUGUGCAGCUGGAUGUGGUCUUUGAGACCAAGGGGAGGCUUCACUUCACGCUUAAGAAUCCAGCUAGAAAACGCUAUGAAGUUCCUUUAGAAACCCCCAAGGCCACCAAUAAGGAAUCCUCAACUCUCUAUUCUGUGCAGUUCUCUGCUGAUCCCUUUGGCCUCAUUGUUUUUCGACAGUCCAAUGGCCAAGUUCUGCUGAAUACUACUGUGGCUCCUCUGUUCUAUGCUGACCAGUUCCUUCAGAUCUCCACUGCUCUGCCAUCACAUUUCAUCUCUGGAUUGGGUGAACAUCUGACCCCUCUUAUUCUGAAUGUCAAUUGGACCAAAAUUACUUUGUGGAACCGGGACAUAUCACCUGCGCCCUCUGCCAAUUUGUAUGGUUCACACCCCUUCUAUGUGGCUUUAGAAAAGGAUGGCUUGGCCCACGGAGUCUUCCUACUGAACAGCAAUGCUAUGGAUGUGUUACUGCAGCCCAGUCCAGCGCUGACAUGGAGAACUACUGGGGGUAUCUUGGAUUUCUAUAUCUUCUUGGGCCCAGACCCAAGCAGUGUGGUGCGCCAGUACAUGGAUGUUAUUGGUUACCCAUUCAUGCCUCCUUACUGGGCUCUCGGAUUCCAUCUCUGUCGCUGGGGAUACACUUCCACUGCUAUUACACGGGAAGUGGUGAAAAACAUGACUGCAGCUCUUUUCCCCCUGGAUGUACAAUGGAAUGAUCUGGAUUAUAUGGACGCUAAGCGAGACUUCACUUUCAACAAGGAUGGUUUCAGGGACAUGCCAGACAUGGUGAAUGAUUUCCAUCGUGAUGGUCGGAGGUAUGUCAUGAUUGUGGAUCCAGGGAUCAGCAGUUCCAGUCCCCCUGGCAGUUAUAGGCCCUAUGAUGAAGGCCUGAAGCGGGGGGUCUUCAUCGUAAAUGCGACAGGACAACUUUUGAUUGGAAGGGUUUGGCCUGGGCCCACUGCCUUCCCUGAUUUCACCAACCCAGAGACUCACCAGUGGUGGCAUGACAUGGUGAAGGAUUUCCAUGACAAAGUGCCCUUUGACGGCAUGUGGAUAGACAUGAAUGAGCCAUCAAAUUUUGUGGAUGGUUCCUUGGAAGACUGUCCAAACAACAAGCUUGAAAACCCCCCAUACGUACCAGGAAUGCUGGGUGGAACCUUGAAGGCAAAAACCCUCUGCGCCUCCAGUAGGCAGAAGCUGUCUUCCCACUAUAACUUGCACAGCCUUUAUGGGUUGACUGAAACCAUUGCAACACAUGAUGCUUUGGUGAAAGUGCGAGGGAAGCGUCCAUUUGUGAUCUCACGUUCCACCUUUGCCAGCCACGGACGCUAUGCUGGCCAUUGGACAGGGGAUGUCAUAAGCGUUUGGGAACAUUUAUACUACAGUAUACCAGCAAUGCUGCUCUUCAAUCUCUAUGGAGUGCCAUUGGUUGGGGCUGACAUCUGUGGAUUUCUGAACAGCACGACGGAGGAGCUGUGUGUGCGCUGGACUCAACUGGGUGCAUUCUAUCCUUUCAUGCGAAACCACAAUGACCGCGGAAGCAAGUCUCAAGAGCCAUAUGCCUUCAGCCUGGAAGCCCAACAAGCCAUGAGGAAAGCCUUUUCCCUGCGCUACUCUCUGUUGCCCUAUCUUUACACCCUGUUCCACAAGGCCCACUCCACAGGCGAGACAGUAGCCCGUCCUCUUUAUUUUGAGUUCCCACAAGACACAUAUACAUGGACCAUUGAUAGACAGUUCAUGUGGGGAGCUGGGCUCCUCAUUACUCCUGUGUUAGAAGAAGGGAUAAGGAAAAUGGCUGGCUAUUUUCCUUUGGGGACAUGGUACGAUAUCAUCACGGGAUCCGUCAUCCACAGCAAGGGACAAUGGAUUCUCCUACCUGCUCCACUUGACACGAUCAAUGUCCAUAUCCGUGGAGGUCACAUUCUUCCUUUGCAGGAACCUGCUCUCACAACCACAGAAUCCCGCUUGAAUGGAAUGACGCUCAUCGUGGCAUUGACACUGGAAGGGGUAGCCAGAGGAGAUUUGUUCUGGGAUGAUGGUGAAGGUCUGCUGACCUUUGAGAAGGGUGAUUACACACAGAUCUUCUUUCUGGCAACACAUGGUGUGCUAAUGAAUGAGAUUGUGCGACUCAGCAGCCACAUAGAUGGGCUCCUUCUGAUACAGGUGCUGGUGUUAGGUGUCCCCAGCCCUCCCCAUCAGGUCCUGGCAAAUGAUACCCCUGUCUUGGAUUUUUCUUACCGCACUGACACCAAGGUCCUUACUAUUCCACUCUCUUUGCUGAUGGGGGAGGAAUUUGUCAUCACUUGGUCCUGAGAAGAAAAAAAGACAGACCACAAUCUGAAUGAAAAAUAAACACCUCUGAAAUGU